Messenger RNA from Frankliniella occidentalis (western flower thrips), 741 nucleotides. Its product is annotated as cardioacceleratory peptide receptor-like. Gene Ontology annotation, cellular component: membrane. NCBI's taxonomy places the organism in Eukaryota, Metazoa, Arthropoda, Insecta, Thysanoptera, Thripidae. Gene Ontology annotation, biological process: G protein-coupled receptor signaling pathway. The coding region runs from base 151 to 741 and encodes 196 amino acids. The record is from RefSeq and is a predicted model, not a curated record. The transcript has 4 exons. Gene Ontology annotation, molecular function: G protein-coupled receptor activity.
CAACCCCCGUGCCGCCAGCGUUCGGAAGUGCUGUAGCGGCCCGCCAGCCCGGCGCAGCACGCAGUGUAGAUCGCUAAGCCCGCCACGCCUCGCCGCCCGCCCGGCCGGGGCGCGGUUAUCUGAACCAGGGUCGGCCGCUCCAAUGACGCCAUGAGCUGGCCGCUCUAUGCGGACCCGCCCGAGGUGCUGGCCGCGGCGCCGGCCUCCGCGCAGGCCUCGACCCCGGGCGGCACCCUGGACGGCACCCUGAAGGCUCUGAUGCGCGCCGCGGAGGAGGCCUCGGCGAUCAACGCCAGCCUGGACGCCCUCGGCUUCGGCAACGAGUCCAACGCCGUGUUCGACAACCGCACCUUCACCAACGACACGGACCCCGACCUCAACAAGUACUACUUCUUCCAGACCACCCAGUUCGCCGUGCUCUGGGCGCUCUUCGUCCUCAUCGUGCUGGGCAACUCGGCCGUGCUGCUCGCCUUGGCCUUCAACAAGCACAGGAAGUCCCGGAUGAACUUCUUCAUCAUGCAGCUGGCUAUCGCUGACCUGGCCGUGGGCCUCAUCAGCGUGCCCACUGACCUCGUGUGGUACAUGACUGUGGAGUGGCAUGCAGGCAACCUCGCUUGCAAGCUCAUCCGCUACCUGCAGGUUCUAGUGACAUACUCGUCUACGUACGUGCUCGUCGCUCUCAGCAUUGACCGCUACGACGCCAUCACGCAUCCCAUGAACUUCUCCAGAAGCGGUGGGUAG